Lindgomyces ingoldianus is the source of this 1533-nucleotide messenger RNA. Its product is annotated as RNA-binding domain-containing protein. The coding region runs from base 151 to 1257 and encodes 368 amino acids. Gene Ontology annotation, cellular component: nucleus; ribonucleoprotein complex; cytoplasm. NCBI's taxonomy places the organism in Eukaryota, Fungi, Ascomycota, Dothideomycetes, Pleosporales, Lindgomycetaceae. Gene Ontology annotation, molecular function: mRNA binding. The transcript has 4 exons. The record is from RefSeq and is a predicted model, not a curated record.
GGUCUUGUCAAUUUCCAUCCCCUUCAACUCACCAAACACUGUUCAAGGUACGACCUUUAUCAAGGUAAACCAGGACGCCCAAAGUUUCCUCAACUUUUCGCACGAUCUCUUCACUUUCUCGUGUCAUCAACAUCAAAAACUUAAGUCACCAUGUCCGCCGCUAUCGAUAGUGUUACCGCCCAGAUGGCCACCACCUCCCUCGAAAACACCGAGACCGCUGGCACCCAGCCCAACGCAGCCGAGAACGAGGCUGUUAUUGCUAGCGCCGCCGAGGGUAGGAGACUCUACAUCGGAAACCUCGCUUAUGCGACCUCUGAGGGGGAGUUGAAGGACUUCUUCCAAGGCUACUUGGUCGAAUCCACCACCAUCCCCACCAAUCCACGCACCUCCCGCCCCGUCGGAUAUGCAUUCGUUGCUCUGUCAACCCCCUCCGAGGCCGAACGUGCUAUUGCCGAACUCAACGGCAAGGCUAUUCUCGACCGCAAGGUGUCUAUUCAGCUCGCUCGUACCCCCGAAGCUCAUGCUGAGGGCUCUGGUAGCGGCGCAGAGGGUGCAAGUGGAACAGAGCAUCGCCGUCGUGCGUCGACUCGCGGUCGGGGCCGCGGCCGUGGUCGUGGUGCUCGCACUGGACGCGGCGGACGCUCAAAGACGGAGACCGGUGAAGGCGCCGAACACGUCGAGGGAGAGGCCACUGCUCCUUCCGACAGUGCACCCACUAAUGUACCUGGCCAAGUCACCCCACUUACCGAAACGACGAACGAAGCGCUUACAGCUGAGAAGGGUGCCGAGGGAACGACUACUCUCUCCGCCAAGAAGCCUCACGUCCCCCGUGAGCGCAAGCAGCGUGGUCCGCCAGAGGAUGGUGUUCCGUCCAAGACCAAGGUCAUGGUUGCAAACUUGCCGUAUGACUUGAAGGAGGAUAGGCUCAUGGAAAUCUUCACUGACUACCAGCCAACCUCCGCCAAGAUCGCCCUUCGCCCUAUCCCGCGAUUCAUGGUCAAGAAGCUGCAGGCUCGCAACGAGCCACGCAAGGGCCGCGGUUUCGGUUUCGUCACUCUGGGUUCGGAGGAGCUCCAGCAGAAGGCUUGCGCUGAGAUGAAUGGCAAGGAGAUCGAGGGUCGCGAAAUCGCUGUCAAGGUCGCCAUCGAUUCUCCCGGAAAAGAGGACGAUCACCCCGAAGCUCAUGCUGAUGGCGAGGAGGCUACCCCGGCUGAGCCCGCUACCGAGACCCCUGCUACCGUCGAGGCUGCCGCUUAGACAGCUUUCCGGGCUUCUCGAAAGCAUGCGGGUGGAUCAUUCGGGCCUUGACUUAAUUGGCUUGACCCAGUAAUGUUCACGUAAUGCUGUGUAUGGAAAGUUUGGGAGUUACCUAUCAUACUAUCAUCAUAUCUGCUAGACAUCUCUGGGCAAUGGUUUACUUCGUCGUCGCAUAAUGGUCGGAAAAGUGAAUUCGGAGUCCUUUUAUGGCCCCGGCAGGAUCUGGGUAUGGUAGGACGGUUUACCUGGAAAGUUCGUUUUAGUUUCCCCUCACCA